CGUUUUCCGAUAUUGUCAAUAUGAACUGGUCACGGUGCUGUGACUUCGUUAAAACCUUUUGCGAUUGACUGAAUGCUGUACUACUGUAAAAUAUUAACGUGCACGCGUUGAGACACGAUGAUUGGAAGGUUAAUAUUUGCUGCUUCUAACUAUAGUGUUUUUAAAACCUGAAGAACAAGUUUUCCUGGUUUUCUUGAUGAUAUGAAUAGCAUGAAUUCAAACUUGGAUAUACCUGGGGGAACAGCGCCAAGCGAAGACCUAAAAGCGGAGAGCAAUACCGACAACAGCUUUGACAGAAAUAACAACAACAAUGAAGACGACGACGAAGAAGAGGGCGACGACGGAAUUGUUAAGACAAACAACACCAACAAUGUCGCCGAAAAACAACCUAAUUCUACUGAUGGUCCCCCGGACGACAUCCGUGCAUUUUAUGGACAUCCUCUCACAGCGGCAACAGCGUCCUCGAAUGAUGCCGACACGCAUGCGUCAGCUGUUGCCCUGCUUCACGAAUACAUCAACCUUCCUGCAUUGGAUAGAAGCGGGAUGAAAAUAGGCGACAAAAUCAACUCUAUAUAUGAUAUAAUGAGAGAUGACGGGUCUUCUGCAAAAGUUGAAACCGGAAAUGAGGGAGACGGUGAUUACAUGCACAUGUUGCAGACGACACUAGCGUCGGAAGUUGACAAAUUCUUUAACAGGGAAUGUGGAGAAAACGCUACAAUAUCCAUCAUAACGGAAAAUGGUGCUUGCCCUGUUACAGUUGCUGAAGAGGUUGCUCACGAGGUUUGUGUAGAAACAAGUGGUCUACCAACAGACAAUGUUGACGCAACAGAACUGUAUGUAGCCGAACCAGUUCAAUUAGUUCAAACUCUGGACAAUACCACUUCAAUAUCUGAUCCGAAAUUACUGUCUAUGGCAAUGCCGAGUUUAGAAGAAAACAUGCGCAGUAAUAACAUUCCCGUGCAGGCAUGCAGCGCUACUAAAACAUCUACGGUAUCUGCGUCAAUGCCAUAUGCAUCGGAGAAAGUAAGACGCGCACGUGAACCGAAGGAACAAGUGAAUGUAAAAACUCAAGAGAUAUCUAAAAAACUUGUGAAAGCUUUAACUGAAAAGAUUAUGAAAAGAAUGAGUCAAAAGGAUAAUGAAACUAUUAGUGAAGCAUCGGAAAUUGAAUCAGCUGUUGCGAAUCUGCCCCCUCAAGGGAGAGCCAGUGCUACUAUAAAUAACUUAGAAUCACAUAUCAAUGAAAGUGCUUCUGUAAAUAAGGUUACUGUUGAACAGAAUCAUGAAACAAUACUAGAAAAUCUACCUGAAAAUUUACCUAUCAUAGAGGCUGGAAACUUGGACGCAUCACCUGUACCUGUUACAACAUUUAUAUCAUCUGGUCUCACAUCAUCUGCACCUCAACAAUCAUCUUCACCUUUGUCUCCUACCAAAGAUUUAAAAAAAUCACAAAAUUGUACACAAACGAAUUUAGUGAAUGUUUCACAAACAAUUGAAAGCGCGAGUGUCACACGAGUGUCCCCGCCAGUGUAUUGUAAAAACAAUGCAGCUGCGCAUGCGCAAGCUCUUGUAACGAAACAAUCUCAAUUUAUGAGACACAACUCCCUUCCGGCCUCAAAUCAAAACAGUUAUCAAGCUUAUAAUUCAAAUACUGUAUUAAACACUUGUCGUGCGCCAAAUGGGGCACCUGCUCCCGUGUAUUAUUUCCCAGAUGUAAGUAAUGGAUCAUUUAAUAUAUAUCAAACCCAAGUUCGACCAACUAUACCAGGGACCUCCGAUUGUGACAUCAUGUUAGAGAGAUAUAUACAGCAGCAGACACCUUACAGCCACGAAAAUCCAAAUUUAAGAGCACGUUGCAAAGAUGGAUAUAGUCUUAAAUCACCUGAUAGUGGAUUUUGUGAACCAUGUGUGUCGCCGAGAGAACCAAAUCUAGUGCAAUAUUCAGAUUCCUCAGAUCUCAAGGAGUAUGCCGAUGGAUUUGAAGACGAGGCUGAAAAGCGUGGAGGGAAGGUUGCAAAGCGACGGAAGUCGGCGCCACCCAUGUACGUCAAACAAUAUUGGAAUCCAAUGGACAAAAUGAUGAAAUCAAAUGUUUUAAAAUUGGAGAAAGACCCUGCGGGUUACAAAUAUUUUUUGGAUUGUCCCAUAUCAACUACACAGAGGAUUGAAGAGGAUAGAAUAACAUAUCUAAACAAGGGUCAGUAUUAUGGAUUAACAUUAGAGCAUGAUGGACAAAGGACAAUUAAAAACCAAACGUUAAAGUCGGUAAUUAUGGUUGUAUUUAGAGAAGAUAAACAUUUAGAUGAUGAGAGGAAAGCCUGGGAGUUCUGGCAUAGUCGACAACACAGCUACAAACAACGUGUGAUUGAUAUAGACACAAAGAACAGUAUAAAUGUAGGAUCUAACUGUACCGAGGAAAUAUCUUAUAAUGCUGUAGCUGUCAAAUGGAAUGCACGUGAUUCACCUGUAAAGGUGAAUAUUGCGGUUCACUGUUUAAGCACUGACUUCAGUAAUCAAAAAGGUGUAAAGGGGUUACCUCUCCAUAUCCAAGUGGACACAUACGAGAAUCCAUCCAAAGAUGCCUCACCUAUUAGCAGAGGGUAUUGUCAAAUAAAAGUUUUCUGUGAUAAGGGUGCGGAAAGAAAGAUACGUGAUGAAGAAAGAAGGAAACAGUGUAGGGUCAACAAAACCGAAACUCAACCCGGAACUAAAGCUCUUAGGAGGCGCCACGAGGAAGUGUACCAUGAAGCUCUCGAAAGAUCAGAAUUUUACCCCAUGGCGGACCUACUGUCUGAACCUAUAUUGUUUACACCUACAUUUGAAUGUAAUGACUCUGCAAGGCCAAGCCCUGUGAAUGUCUCAGUAACUGAUGAGGACGGCAGCUCCAGUAUUACUAGUAGUGUAGAGCACUACGACAGCGCUGAAGAUGGGAUAAGCCCAGCCAAACGUCCUCGUACAGAUUCCUAUGUCCCUUAUCAAUCCUUUACUAAUAUUUUAUUAUAUGUUCGAGAGAAGCAUGAAGUUGUAUUCACAGCUAUUAUGUUACGAUCCCCUACAUUAAACGGUCUUUUACAAGCAGUUGAGGAGAAGUAUAAAGUACCUAUGUCCAAAAUCAAAAAUUCUUACAAACGCUCAAAGAAAGGAAUGCUUGUUCGCAUGGAUGACAAUAUUAUCCGCCAUUACUCGCAUGAAUCAACAUUUAUCAUCGAACUGAAGAAGAAAGACGAUGUAUUUGAAUUGAUUCUAACAGAAAUUGACCCUUGCUGACAAAAUCUAUUAGAUGUCGUCUGCUGCAGACGGAUACACACAAAGACUCGAUAUUCUGGCGCCAGUUAGUAACCAACAUUUGAUUUAUAUCAGACACGGGGUCGAACCUGUAGUGGAAAUAACAAACAUGAUUUGCAUUAAGUGUAACAUAUUUAACAUGCAUUUGUAAGCUACAAAAAUGAAAUAUGAUUGUCAUAUGACCUAUGGAAACAUGUUGUGGUCUUCUUGUGGCUACACAUUACUACAUAAGAAACCAAUUUUGGACGUGGAACGCUACAAAGUUAAAUGCAUUUGCAAUAUCAUUUUAACAAAACAGAAAGUAAAGGCUAUCUUAUAUACUUACAUGUAAAUUAUUCAUUUCUUACGUGAAUUUGAAGUGAGUUCAAUAAAAGUGCUAUAUUACAUGUAAAACUUACAAUGGUGCUUUUUUUAUCGGAAAAGUGCGUUAUAAGUAUUUGAUGAUUGAUACUUUGUAAAUAUGUUUCAAAUGUGUUCAUAUUGUGCAUAUAGUGUGAAUAAUUGGGAAAUAAAAUAACACUGUUUAUGCAAAAAAAUCGACUUACAAAAAAUGGACAUGUAAGUUUGCAUUGCACUGAAAACACGAUAUCCGAGAAGACAUAACAUAUCUCUUUGUUUAUUUACACAUAUUUCUAUGUUACCGAAAAGAUCAUGGUGAAACUAUCAGUGUUUGGGUAAAGUUAUAUUAACUUUUGUCAUCGAUUUUACUGCUGUUUUGUAUACUUAUAGUUUGACUAUUGACUUUGUUGUUGUAUAGAUUUGUAUUUUAUAGAAUUUUGAUACUUUUACACGGAAUGACCGUCCAAUACUUGAACAUUCCAUUCAAAUUUUUUUGUCAUGUUUUUUUAAAUAUUUCAAACCGUUACUAGCUUUAGAAUUACGU
Messenger RNA from Ruditapes philippinarum (Manila clam), 4168 nucleotides. RefSeq lists its product as uncharacterized. Gene Ontology annotation, cellular component: nucleus. Gene Ontology annotation, molecular function: RNA polymerase II cis-regulatory region sequence-specific DNA binding; DNA-binding transcription activator activity, RNA polymerase II-specific. Bases 202 to 3267 code for a protein of 1021 amino acids. The record is from RefSeq and is a predicted model, not a curated record. Lineage: Eukaryota; Metazoa; Mollusca; Bivalvia; Venerida; Veneridae. The transcript has 18 exons. Gene Ontology annotation, biological process: regulation of transcription by RNA polymerase II.